This is a messenger RNA of Cheilinus undulatus (humphead wrasse), 2706 nucleotides long. RefSeq names its product diphthamide biosynthesis 7 (gene dph7). Bases 354 to 1670 code for a protein of 438 amino acids. The record is from RefSeq and is a predicted model, not a curated record. Gene Ontology annotation, molecular function: protein binding. Lineage: Eukaryota; Metazoa; Chordata; Actinopteri; Labriformes; Labridae. The transcript has 9 exons.
GAUAUUGACUUAUUUUUCAGAAAUUCGUUUACUAUGAUAUAAAAGAACACUCUGCUGUUGACAUUUUAUCCCUAUUCAAUCAUCUUACAUUAUCUGAAGUGUCUUUCCGGCUCCAGUUAGCGCUUCCUGAGACAGCGGUGAGUUUGCUAUGGUUGCUAGCUAACGUGAAGUUGAGUUACAGUCAAAUAGAGAUUACUAAGCUAGCUCACAUAGCUUGAUGAGAGGAAGCGGUGACGUUAUGCGUAAGCUCAGACGUUAUUCAUGCCACUUGUAACAAUAACAACGUUAACAUCACUGCGUUUUAGCACUUCGACUUCGGCUCAGUAGCGAACAGUAAUGCAGAGCAGGUGGCCAUGGCUUGGAAGUCGAGGACCCGCAAUCUACAGGUGUUUGACACGGAGCUGAGUGCUGACACUGUGGAGUGGUGCCCUGUUUCAUCGAGUCAAGACAUCCUGGCCUGUGGGACAUAUCAGCUGCAGAAAGGGACAGGUGAAGAGGAUGCCAGCACAAGUCGGACAGGACGCUUGUACCUGUUUGAAUUUCGGCGGGAGGGGUCAAUGAGACCUCCUCUCACUGAGUUACAGCGUAUGGACACGGCAGCCAUUUUAGAUAUGAAAUGGUGCCAUGUUCCGCUGUCAGGAGAGCCAGUGCUGGGUAUGGCGAUGGCCAGUGGAGAGCUGCAGCUGUACUCACUGUCAAACAGUCAGGAAGGCAACCGCAGUCUGCACUCUCUCAGCAGUUUGGAGGUGGGAGGGGAGCGUCUGGCUCUGUCAUUAGACUGGUCGACUGGGAGGAUGGACAGCAGCGAUGUGCGGGUGGUGUGCAGCGACUCUGCGGGCUGUGUCAGUGUACUCAUGCCAGCUGAGGGCGGUCUGACGGCUCUGUCCCAGUGGAAGGCUCAUGAGUUUGAGGCAUGGAUCUCAGCUUUUUCCUACUGGGACACCCAGCUGGUUUACUCUGGUGGUGAUGAUUGCAAACUUAAAGGCUGGGAUCUCAGGGCUGGUCCCUCCUGCCCAACAUUCACCAGUAAAAGGCAUUCAAUGGGUGUGUGCAGUAUCCACAGCAACCCACACCAGGAACACAUCCUGGCUACAGGCAGCUAUGAUGAGCUUAUUUUGCUGUGGGAUGAAAGGAACAUGCGGCAGCCUCUCAGUGAAAGUCCCACGGGUGGAGGGGUGUGGAGGCUGAAGUGGCACCCCGUCAAUCGGCACCUGCUGCUGGCAGCCUGCAUGCACAAUGACUUCCACAUCCUUCACUGCAAGCAGGCCCUAGAGGGCACUGGUGGACCAUGUCCAAUCAUAGCCUCCUACAUCCUCCACAAUUCCCUUGCAUAUGGCGCUGACUGGUCCCGGCUAUCCCUGGAGGAAGCAGCUCCCUGCUCCCCUCCUGCUGUAGAACCAAAGGAAAGCUUCACAGAGAGUGGAGGACACUUGAGGAUUCAGUAUGAAUCUCCCACUGCCAGCUUUGACACUUCCCUGGAGGAUGAUGCAGGACGGUACAUCCCUGAGGAAGUAACGGCACCGCCUACCACCCCUUCUGCGGGCCUGCUCAUUAACUCAAACGAGGAAGCCUCGUCUCAGUCCUGCUUGAUGGCGAGCUGCUCUUUCUAUGACCACAUGCUUCAUGUGUGGCGCUGGGACUGGGCUCCAGAUGAGGCUCAACUGUGUUGACCAGGCUGGGGAAAUGGCUGCUUUGACACUAUAGAUACAUCCAUAAUCACAUUAUGACGUCAACAGUAGAAAAGCAAACAUGUAGCCCUGCUGUAACAGGGGCAUAAAUUACUGUUUUGCUAUUCACAACCUUCACUUUGAAGUCCCUGCAUUUUAGAAUGAAAUAUCACAGAAUAUGCAAUUAUGGAAAGAAAAUAUAUUUUCAUAAGAACAGCGAUUUUUAUAAGCUUAAAUUAAGUAAUGCUAAACCUGAUUUGAAAACAACCAUAUACUAUACCUUCACUUCAUCAAAACCUAAACACAAUGUUUGAAGAUGAGCAUCAUUUUUCACAUGUAUUUAUUUACGGCACUCGUACAGUUUGAAGAGUGCCUACAUAUUUCCCUCUUUAUAUUCCUUACUUUUCUAGACUGAAAUUUCCCCACAAUCCUUUUUCAUACCAUAUUUGAGAAGUAAAAGAUAGUUUUACAAUUAAACAUCUCUGUUACAUUAUGUUUUGUAUGCUAUUUUAUUGCUGGGCUUUAUUUUGGGAUUGUCGAGCCAGCCCUAUGAAGUUUAGCAUUUCUCCUGAGUGGCUGUUGAGUCCACUUUGAUACGUUCCACUGUAGACAUCUCUGUCCAAAGAAGUAUACCUAUCACUACAAAUUGUAUUUGUAAUGUUUUCUGGCCAGCUAAAUAAAUAUUGUUGUUCACCCAUUUUUUAAAGUAUUCUUUAUCACUAGCAUGUUAAAACUAGCUAAAAAUGUGAAAUAAUCUGUUAUCAAUGAAGUCUGUAAGCCCUUCUUUAAUUUCUAUUCCUGCUCCCCUUUACCUGACCUGUGUGUGAAUGUUUCUGAUGUCCAUUUUACCAUCAAAGGGAAAUUAAAUCCUGGAUUCAGUUAAUGACCCAGGCCCCAGUUUUGCAUUUGCCUUUUUCUGUUAGUAUUAUUUCCAGGAUACAGUCCUCUCCAAAAGUAUUGGAACAGUGGCCCAAUUCCUUUAUUUUUGCUGUUGACUAAAAACAUUUGUGUUUGACAUUAAAAGAUGAAUAGGAAACAA